Emericellopsis atlantica is the source of this 1060-nucleotide messenger RNA. RefSeq lists its product as uncharacterized. Lineage: Eukaryota; Fungi; Ascomycota; Sordariomycetes; Hypocreales; Bionectriaceae. The coding region runs from base 102 to 926 and encodes 274 amino acids. The record is from RefSeq and is a predicted model, not a curated record. The transcript is spliced from 2 exons.
CCCGCGUCCGGUCUUGGCCUGAUACGGCAGAGAAAGGGCACAUCGAUGGCGGCCGACUGUGGCAGCACCUCCACACAUGGUGGUAUGACGGAGACUUCCGUAUGCGUGCUUCUCGCGGGGCAAGGAGGCAGGCUGUGGUAGCCGAGACACUGCUCGCCGCAACGCACGUUUCGAUACUUGAGUUGACUACAGUCGAGUCCCGCGGCGCGGAAGUGCACGCGCGUUCAUCCGCCAUGGUGACCAAGGACGCAGCAAGGGGUCGCUGGCCAGCGCACACGCCACCACCAUCGGACUGCGGCAGCCCCGCCGCCACCGGAGAGACAUCGACUCUAGUCUCUGCCAGUGUCUCGCAGAGACGACGCACGGCUUGCUCGGGUGUGUGUGCCGGCUCCCCUGGCCAGCUUCCCAGCCUUGCCGAGUUUGACCGCGGCGUCGAGUCACUCAUCCAGCGGUAUGGCCCCCCGCCACGGCCAGCGAGGAGAUUGCCGAUGCACAGCGAGCGACCACUGCCACUGACGAGCCCGCACGACCAGCCCCUGCCCCCCGGCGUCCACACAUCACAGAAGAAGUACACCGAUGAGGAGGGUGACUUCAUCAUCUACAUGUGGACUGACAAGGGGCUCCGGUGGGAGGAGGUCGGGGAGGCGUUCCGACGCAGAUUCGGUGGGCCGCUGCGCUCGGUGCAAGGCCUUCAAGGCUGGUACUACAGGGCGAACCGGCGCAUUCCAGUCUGGGAUGAGGAUGGCUGGCUCGUCUUUGAGAAUGAGGACGAUCCAGACCCGCAGACACAUCGGAUCAAGCGUCGCGAACGCGAGGCUCUCCCCGGGUUGUGCGAUCGGUAUCCUGAGCGCGCCGUCGGGUACGUCUGGGUGGACCGAGCAGACGCCGCGCAAGCGGGCGAUUGGGGUAAGUGGCGCGCUUCCUAGUCGACGCAUCGUACUGAGCCUGGCAGCCGGAAAGCGUCGGCGACAACUGGCGGAGCGUCAGGCACGAGCAGCAGAGCGGCGUCAUCCGUAGUAUCACCGACGCCAUGUCUUGGGCGGAGAAGGAGCCGGCGCCG